CAUAUCUCUUUGGAGCUAAGUCAUUCGGAGUGAAAAUCAUUCGCGACUAGUUGAAAGAAUUAUUCUAUUUAUUAUUAUUGUUGCAUAAGGGUCGGACUACGGGGUUUAAGCAUUUAAAUAAUUGAAUUCAAUGAUUCUCAUUGAAUUUUUCUAAAUUUAGAACUGAUUCUAGGCAUGCUGAUUUGAAAGAGGGCAUUGCAAUUUAAAAUUGUUGUAGGUGGCGACACCAUGAAUAAAAUUAAAUAAAUCAUUCGUUUGGCAUUUGACGUGACGGUGCUGGUGGAAGCAUUGACUGCAUGUGUGAAUUGGUGGAGACGUUGACGGAACGUAGACGUUCUUCUCCGUAACGUGCUAUGUGAAUCGCACAUUAAACGCUCGGGUUUCGUCAGACCGACCUCUGUGAAAUUGUUUUUAUCGAGAAAGUUGUGAUUAUUUGGAUCCUGCUGAAGUAUCCGUUUUUGAAUUGCUUCCGGAACCAUGUCUAAUUUACAGCGUGCGAUGAUGAAGUCCCAGUUACCACCGAUGUGUCCUAAUCCCAAGUUUCCGAAGCCCUCUGACCGUGGAUUCCGUCGCCAGAAUGACUACAACCCUAUAAUGUGGAACGAGUAUUUUGGUGAAAUGCGCGAUAUCGAAACGAAGCAAGGCAAGUUUCGUGUGUACAUGUCAAAUGCGUCGGAUUCUACCGGACCACUUCUGGUACUACUUCACGGAGGAGGGUUUUCCGCACUUUCUUGGGCCCACUUUACCGUGGAGAUCACAAAGAUUAUUCAUUGUCAGUGUUUAGCUAUUGAUAUUAGAGGACAUGGUGAUACCUAUACCGAGAAUGAGGACGACCUGUCUGCAGAGACCUUAGCACAAGACGUUGGUGACAUUCUGCAAAUAAUGUAUGGCGAACGUUCUCCUCCAGUGAUUCUGAUCGGUCACUCAAUGGGAGGAGCCAUUUGUGUUCAUGUUGCUAACUUGAACAUCGUGGAUGCCCUCAUCGGUAUCGUUGUAAUUGACGUGGUAGAAGGAACAGCGUUGGAAGCAUUGGCCAGCAUGCAAAGUUUUUUACGUUCUCGACCGAAAACGUUUAAAAGCAUCCAGCAUGCCAUCGAAUGGAGUGUUCGGAGCGGACAAAUUCGAAACAUUGAAUCGGCACGUAUUUCAAUGCCAGGACAGAUAAUAAAUAGUGAAACAGGCAAGCUGUCAACAAAUGAACUGCCACUGCCAGAAGAACCCACAGAGGAAAGAUUCCGAUUCAGUAAUCCGAACGCUAUCGCUGAGGAUGCCGAGCUGCAAUCUCCCGCUGUUCCCACAACUCUUCCGACGCCAUCGAGUAGCAUUAAAAAGUACACUUGGCGUAUUGAUUUAUCGAAAUCGGAGAAGUAUUGGGAAGGUUGGUUCCAAGGGCUCAGUCAGAAGUUUCUUGACGUAAGAGUUCCUAAACUAUUACUUCUGGCUGGAAUCGACAAUUUGGAUCGUGCCCUCACGGUCGGUCAGAUGCAGGGCAAAUUUCAACUACAGGUUCUCGCACGCUGUGGCCAUGCAGUGCACGAAGAUCGUCCGCACGAAGUGGCAGAGGUGAUCGGGACGUACUUACUAAGAAAUAAAUUUGCCGAACCUGCUGGUCAAUUCUCGAUGCAUAUGCCAGCGUGUUGAAUCUCUGUCCGACAAUGAACGCAACGAACUGAUCGGCUGUUCCGUUCCGAAUGGAGGGCGCUUCGGGAAAUGGCUAUUUUGCUCUGAUGUAAUACAGGUCGGACUCGAUUAUGUAUAGGCGACCAUUUUUUUUCAACAAUUAUUUUCAAAUCCUAUACUUAAUCGAAUCUCAAGAAAACAAUUCUUUCAUUAAUGUAUGAAUGUCAAACAUUAAUAGAAAAAUAGCUUUUUUGUGAAUAUGUAUUGGAUUCGAAAAUUAAAGUUGAAAGUGAAAUUGCGAUUAUAUUUAUAUAAUCGAGUCCGACCUGUAUUGAGAUUGCCAUUUCCAUGAGCGAUUUUCAGCUGAUAGUUGUCAUAUAAAUGUAAAGAAACUUAUUUAUUUGCAAACAAUGUAAAAAUAAAUG
Molecule: messenger RNA, 2045 nt
Organism: Toxorhynchites rutilus septentrionalis
Lineage: Eukaryota; Metazoa; Arthropoda; Insecta; Diptera; Culicidae
Product: protein phosphatase methylesterase 1
Exons: 7
Coding region: 478-1641 (387 amino acids)
Biological process (GO): protein demethylation
Molecular function (GO): protein methylesterase activity
Source: RefSeq, a predicted model, not a curated record